Caenorhabditis briggsae is the source of this 966-nucleotide messenger RNA. It is a transcript of the gene Cbr-srg-33, whose product is annotated as Protein CBR-SRG-33. Gene Ontology annotation, biological process: sensory perception of chemical stimulus. NCBI's taxonomy places the organism in Eukaryota, Metazoa, Nematoda, Chromadorea, Rhabditida, Rhabditidae. Gene Ontology annotation, cellular component: membrane. The coding region runs from base 1 to 966 and encodes 321 amino acids. The transcript is spliced from 5 exons. Gene Ontology annotation, molecular function: transmembrane signaling receptor activity. The record is from RefSeq and is a predicted model, not a curated record.
AUGCUUACUAUCAAAUUUGGCACGACUCUUCUCUACAGUAUACCCUCGAUGGUCCUCUACUUUAUGACAUUUCUAAUGGUCCGAAAGUAUUCCAAAGAUUUCUCGAGCACCUUUUUGAAACUCUACAAGAUGUUCUUUGUAUUUAACAAUGUAACAUUCUUCAACUCGUUCAUCACUGUUCGAAUACCCCAGAACACUUGUAAAGACUGCUUGAUGUCGUUUCUAUUCAAAUGGCAUACAGUUGAGAAUCCAUCAUGGUUCCCGUUGAAUUUCUUCUAUUUCAUCCAUUUUUCUAUGGCCUAUGUGCAAUUUUUCUUGAUAUUCUUGACAUCUCUAAACAGGUUCACCAUGAUUAUUUGGAGCUCUACUUAUGAGAAGGCUUGGAACAAAAUAUUCAAAUUCUUGAUUGUCUUGGUCUCUCUGUUACCUAUCCCAUUCACUUACACAAUUUUAAUAAGUUCCACUUAUUAUACCUAUACAGAAACCUUGGAUUGUUACACGGUUUCUAGUACAGCAAGCCGAGAGCACCUUUACAACUUUUUGCUUCCAUAUUUUGCAAUAGUUACAAUUACAACAGCUAUUAUAAAUGUUGCAUCUUUCUAUAAACUAUCCUGUAUGACCUAUAAAAUAUCUCUUGCCGAAAGAAAUUUACUUUUUGUCAGUGGCGCGUUGUUCAUCGUUCAAUUGAUCGCAGAUGCGAAUACGACUUUCAAUCGCUUGGCGAUCAAUGACAAUAACAAGAGUACUAUUUGGUCUCAAAUCGCUGUGACCUUACUUCCAUACACCAGCGAUGGUCUUACGUUAAUCCAUCCCUGGUUGUUUUUGGCAUUUAGUACCAAGGCCCGUCGAUGUUUCCUAUUAAUGUACUUUCCAAAACAUGUCAAGGUUUCGAGUACAACCGCCCCUAACUCUACACAUUUGACAAGAAGAAGUCAAGGACCCGGAUAUGAUACUAUUAAAUUUUGA